Hipposideros armiger (great roundleaf bat) is the source of this 1473-nucleotide messenger RNA. Its product is annotated as coiled-coil domain-containing protein 170-like. The record is from RefSeq and is a predicted model, not a curated record. The annotation marks the transcript as partial. NCBI's taxonomy places the organism in Eukaryota, Metazoa, Chordata, Mammalia, Chiroptera, Hipposideridae. The transcript has 6 exons.
CUAAGAAAUCUUCAAAACAAACUUUUCGUAAAAGAAACUUCAUUGCAAGAGAUGAAGAGUCAGCUAGAAAGUUACAAAGAAAAUAACAUGCAACAGUCAUUCCAGAUAAAAUCCUUGAAAGAUGAUAUCACGAACCUAGAGGAACUUAUCUCUUCUCUAACCAGAAUUAAAUCUUUGAAAAGUACCAAUAUUCAGAGUCUUGAAAGAGGCAACUGGGAUCUAACUGAAAGAAUUAUAGAACUAGAAAACCGUCUAAGAGUACAUCUGGUUGAAAGAGAAAAGGCAGAGCGAAAAGCACAACUUUUGGAGAAAAAGUUAGCAGGUGCUAAUGGAUUCACUCCUUAUAUGAAUAUGAAAGGACAAGAAGAUACCUUGCAUAGUUACAUGAUAAGGGAUAAAGGUGAAGCUAUCCUGGCUAAGAACGUUGAGAGACAUAGCAUUUUUCACUCUGAAGGACCAAAUGAUGGGCAGAAAAUUUGGGAUAAAUAUCAACAAGAUUUGAUCCAUAAGGAAAAACAAAAAUAUGAGUCAGACAGACCUCCGUAUUCAUUUGGCUGGGAAACUAAAACUGCACAAUCCCACCAUCAGAAAUUCCUCGGUCAGUUGGCUACUCUUCUGAGCAAUAAUAGCGUUGUCCCCAUACCAGCCACGGAAGAAGCCGUGAAAGACAGGAUUCAGGAAAUAGGUGCAAAGGAGCAAUCUUGGAAGUCUAGAACUGAAGGCCUUCAGCAGGAGAGUCAGAGGGACUCUCAGACUAAGGGACUGGAGCGGCUGCAGCACCACCAGGAAGAAGCAGCUACUCAGGAAUUAUCCCAAACUGGAGAAAAGUGUAGGGAACAAAGACGACCCUUGAAAUAUCUGGAAGGAAAAAUUGCUAUCAAUGACUUUUUUCAAGGGAGAUUAACCUUGAACAGGACUAAAGAAAACUCCAGGACUAAGAAUUCCCAGACAGAAGAACACAACAAGAUGUUUAAACAGCUAGAGAAAGACAACAAGCAACAAACAUUAUUGAGAAUUAAGCAGAAUUUGCAGAUUGCUACAAAUCAGAGAUUAGAGGAGGAAAUUCAGAAACUUCAGAAACAGCUCAGUGAUUUGAAAUUGUCAAAUAAAAAUAUGAAAACCCAACUGACAAAAGUAAAUGUCCUUAAACGUGUCAACUUUCGAGAAACUAUAAUGAAGAUGUUGGGAUUUAACAUGAAAACAGCAGACAAGGAAAUUAUUACUCACCUAAGGCUUAUUAUCCAAGAUUAUGAAGCAUCUAACAAAUCGAAGGUUGCUUCUGACUGAGACUGGACAGGAUGAUGAAUAAAAAUGUUCUGCCUUCUCACUGCUGCCAAGAAGAACUCAGCAGAUAUGUACAUUUCCUCCAGAGUCUUGAGUCUGGCUACAUUAUGAAUAAAAUGCAUUGGAAAAUUUUAACUUGAAUCUGUUCUUUCCUUUGAUGUUUGGCGUUUAACUUUUCUUUGUCAUAAU